GGUCCCUCCUUCUUCCACAUGGACCGGAACCACGCAGCACGUGACCCGGAGACCCUGGACUGGGCGAGCAUUUCACACCGCAUCAUGGCUGCAUUGGAUGCGGCCGCGUGGUACCGAACCGGCGCCCUGCUCUGCCGCGGGGCUCCCCUCUCUCCGUCCCGCCUGCUGCUGCUCUUCCUCUGCACCUGCUCGCUGCUGCCAGCCCCGGCGCUCGGCUUGCUCGGCUUUCGACCAGAGGAAACCGGGGCGGAGCUGUCCGUGGAUGACGGGGUGCUGAAAGCCACCGAGGGGACUCGCUUCAUGCUUCGGGUGUAUUACUCCACCUCCCCGCAGAGGCUCAACCGUACUCGUGCCAACAAUGCCGCGCCCUGGAUCGCCUUCAUCGAAGAGCCAACUCCCGGACGAGAGGGACAAGUUCAUCCGAAACGGAACAUGUGCAUGGACAAGAACGCCAGGACUUCCGACAUCGAGGUUUUGGGCUCUUUCAAGUCUGCUUCCAGUCAGAACUCGGUGUUGGUCGAGCUGCUGGCCAAAGACCUGCGGAGGGGGGAGAAAAUUAAAUACUAUUCCAUGUGCGCCUUUGACGGAUCCAAAUGGGAACACUACCGGACACGGGAUUUUUGGGUGGCCGUGAUGGAGCGCUCGGCUGUGCCGGAGCUCUGGCUGCAAGUGCUGGUCUCCGUUCUUCUGCUCGGGCUGUCAGCUCUGUUCAGUGGGCUGAACUUGAGCCUGUUGGCACUUGAUCCAGUGGAGCUACAGGUCCUCCAGAAUAGCGGCACCGACACCGAGCAGAACUACGCGCGGAAAAUCGAAUCUGUGCGUCGGCACGGUAACUACGUCCUGUGCACUUUACUGCUGGGGAACGCGAUCAUCAACGCCUCGCUUGCCGUGUGGAUGUGUCAGAUCCUGGGCAUGACCUGGCUCUCCACGGUCAUUUGCGCCUUCGGGAUCUUCUUUAUCGGGGAAAUUCUUCCGCACUCGGUGGCAUCGCGCCACGGUCUGGCGAUCGCUUCCAAAACCAUCUGGGUGACGCGGCUGCUCAUGGUGCUCUCCUUCCCCAUCUCUUACCCCAUAAGCAAACUGCUGGACCUCAUCCUAAAUCAGGAGAUCUCCAACUUCUACACCAGAGAGAAACUCCUGGAAAUGCUGCGAGUCACCGACCCGUACCACGACCUGGUAAAAGAGGAGCUCAACAUCAUCCAGGGAGCACUAGAACUGCGCACCAAAACCGUGGAGGACGUCCUGACGCCGCUGACCGACUGCUUCAUGCUGGCCUCGGACGUAGUGCUGGACUUCAACACCAUGUCCGAGAUCAUGCAGAGUGGAUACACGAGGAUACCGGUAUUUGAGAACGAACGAUCCAAUAUCGUGGACAUCCUGUUCGUCAAGGAUCUGGCGUUUGUGGACCCGGACGACUGCACCCCACUGAAGACCAUCACGCAGUUCUACAAACACCCGCUGCACUGCGUCUUCAACGACACUAAACUGGACGCCAUGCUGGAGGAGUUCAAGAAAGGGAAGUCCCACCUCGCCAUCGUGCAGCGUGUUAACAAUGAGGGUGAGGGCGACCCUUUCUACGAGGUGAUGGGCAUUGUGACCCUGGAGGACGUCAUUGAGGAAAUCAUUAAGUCAGAGAUCCUGGACGAGACAGACCUCUACACUGAUAAUCGCACAAAGCGCCGCGUUUCUCAUCAUGAGCGGAAGCAGCAGGACUUCUCCAUCUUCAAACUGUCAGAGAAUGAGAUGAAAGUGAAGAUUUCCCCUCAGCUUCUCCUGGCAACGCACCGCUUCCUCUCCACAGAGGUGGAGCCCUUCAAACCGACUCAUAUCUCAGAGAAGAUCUUGCUGAGGCUGAUCAAACACCCCAGCGUGGUUCAAGAGCUCAAGUUCGAUGAGAAGAACAAGCGAGCCCCUCAGCACUUCCUGUUCCAGCGCAACAAACCCGUGGACUAUUUCAUCCUAGUGCUACAGGGUCGAGUUGAAGUGGAGUUCGGUAAGGAGGCACUGAAGUUUGAAAAUGGAGCGUUUUCUUAUUUUGGAGUCCCUGCAAUCAUGCCAGCAGUGCACAGAUCGCCCUCUCGCAGCAGUGGUUUGGACCGCUCUGAGUCGAUGCUGUACGGGGGAAGUAUGAGCCAACUGAACGGAGGGGGGAACGUCUACCUGCCGGACUACUCUGUCAGACAGCUCACUCACCUUCAGAUCAUCAAGAUCACUAGGAGUCACUACCAGAAUGCAGUAACAGCCACCCGCAUGGACAGUUCCCCUCAGACCCCUGAUGCUGACACCCGUCUGACAGAAAGCAACUCCCCAACUCCAGGGCCUCCAGCAACGGAGCCCUCUGCCACACUGAUGCCCCCAGAGCACACCACUGCCACACUUAUGCCCCCACCCAGGGAGCCCAGUCGGCCCAGUUCGGCCCGAACCCGAGGACAGCAGUCCAGUGUGCCGCACAGCACGUCCCUGCUGAAUGAGAAGAACCGCAUCGUCCGGAGCAAGUCUGACGGCCAGAAGAGUCCCAGUGAUUCGGUGUUUCUCAGGAUGGAUGAGAUCCCCUAUAUCAGAGAGGACAGAUCUGAGACUGACUCACAUGCCGACAUGGCCUCUGUUCCCAUAGAGACGGACACAUCCCCUUUCAUCAGCAGCCUGUCGCUGAGCGGUUCAGAGGACACACUGGGCAAGAAACUGCUGCUCAAACUCAGCCACAAGAAGAGGAAAAAAUCUCGUGAAGGAGAAAAGACACCAGAGGACAUUUCAGAGCAGCCGCUGGUGAAAGCCUAGCAGUGUGUAUGAAACAGAGCUGAGUACACUCCAUCAUCUGAUGGUUCUUUAAGCUGUUUGUAAAGACAAAUGUGGUCGCUGAAUUACAGCUCUCAGAGUUUUAUCUGAAGACAUACUCCAUAAACCCGCUCUGUUGGAGAUUGUAAAGUGGGCCCAUUACCAGGAAUGUACAGCACCUGUGGGUGGAAGAAACCAUUUUAUCGAAAAGCAGAGGGUGCAGCUUUGGCAAUAUGCAUCAAACCAUCUCUCUUUCUCUCUCCCUUACCUUUGACUCACAUGCAAACUCAACUGCACACACACCAUCAAAAAAACACAAGCUUUGGCAAUCUGCACUAUACCAUGGCUUCAUCUGCAGGUUAUCAUGUGGAUGCACAUUUAUAAAGAGAUGACUGUGAAUGUAAACAAUUUAUAGAAAAAGAGUUUUUUACACUACUCACAUGAGACCACUUCUUCAAUGGAGCUAAAGACACAUUGCACAGGAAACAGAAGGAAGACACCAAAGAUGUUGCAGAUACUGCUCCACAAUGCACAGGUGCAAUAUCAACAAAGGUGCGCUAUGUGCUGAGGUUUUUCUUUUAAAGGCUGCCUGAUUAGCACUCUUCACAUGUUAGAGCUACUGCCUACAGUGCAGAAACAGUACAUUUUAUUUGUCAACUCUCGAGUAUUCCAUAUGCAGAUGAUCACACAUUUUUCACCAGUCGCUCACAAAAUAUGGUCACACUGGGAAAUAGUGAAACAGCAUACAGCGAUUCCUGAUGGUAUGGAGGCCCAAACCUGCCAACAGAAAGAAACAAACAAAUAAACAAUAUUCAAAAUAAAUGUAGGCAUCACUUACUUAUAUUUAAUCAUUCAAUUAUUUCUGUUGUCGCUUUUUAUAAAUUAAUAAAUGCCUACAUUUAUUUCUGUAUUAUGUUUGUUGCAAUUGCCAUGGCAUAUUACUUUAUUCAAUGAGUCUUCUUUUUAUUUUUUUUUAUUUUUUUUACUUUUGGCAGUUUUUGUCCUCUGUACUUUUCAGUAUGACAUUGCCAUGCUUGUCUAUAAUGUCUAUAAAUACUUUUUCCCCCCACAUUUUUAUUUUGUGGAAGAAUGACUGACCUGCACAAGCUCUGUGACCUCAACCUUAACAAUCACUUUUGGGAUGAAGUGGAGUGACUGCUAACAUCAGUGCUCAACUUUCCUGACACUUCUGUGGUGUAGGCCGUCACAGCAGUGAGUUAAUAAUGGUUCGGGAUCAAUGGCAUGUUCAAAUAUCAUUUGCAGUAAAAUGCUGAUAUGCACACAUAUUUGUAGCCAUGCAGUGAGCUGAAUCACUGGAACGAGAGAAAUACGUGGUUAUGAUCAUGUCUUUUUCUGCUAAAUGCGGGCAUUGUGAUUGGAUCUCUCUCACAGUACACUUUAAGCAGCUGAAAUCAUUGUUAUGUUGUAUUAAGAGUGGACCAACCCACAUAGACUUGUUAGCACAUGGCUAGUGAGGAUUUAGAUUCAUACAUUUCCCUAAGUAGCUGGUAGACACCAGACACUUUAUAUGAAAUCUGGAUUUAUCAACAUUACAUCAUCUAUUUGUUAGUGAAGUCUCAUUGUCAGGGGACGUGUGGGUUUCAUGGAGGUUGUGUUGUAGCCAGUAAGAUUUUAAACUCAUGGCUGAGACCAUCAGGAAAUGAUUUUUUUUUAUGUAUAUAGUAUAUAACAUUUAUAUACUGUAUGUAUUGCUAAAGCUGUGAUGGGUACUCUGCUACAUGUGUUGCAGGCAGUGUUGAGUGUAUUGGAAACAAGAAACUGUGGCAGUUGAGCCACACUGAUGGAUGAAGAUGGCACCAACUAACAUGCCUUCAAUCACCUUUUUCCUCCAUCAUGUUCUAUUAAAACAAAAGGAAACAACAUAUCAAUUGAUGUAUCAUUCUGGCUCUAAUAUAAAAGGAUGUAAGCUUCCCCUAAAACUGGUUAGUGGGGGUGGAGGAGUGUCUUUAAUAAGCUUUUUGGUUGCAUGCAUCCACCCACCUUUUGUAUGAGAGCAGUGCUGAAAGCAUCCAAUGCCAUACAGUUUCUGGAAGAAGUCAUCACUUGAAAUCAUGCUUCUUCUAGACUUUUAUACUUGAUGUGUGUCUAAUGUUUUAUCUCUUUCAUGAAAUAAAAUAUCCUGUCACUCUUAUUGUGUAGUAAAAUGAUUCAGUCAUAAUAGCACGGCGGCCUUGGAGGUUACAGCUGCUGUUGAACUGAUGAGCUUUGUUGUUGAGCUGAACUGUUUUAUUCCGCUCCUUCAGCUUUUUCCUGGUCCUUGCAGAGCUGCAACCUGCAGUUUUUGUUUGUCUGUACGGUGCUGCAGGGAUGGGAUGGAUGGGUGUGGCUCUGUCUCACUAAGGUUCAGGAUCAGAUUUGUGCCA
This is a messenger RNA of Archocentrus centrarchus (flier cichlid), 5159 nucleotides long. RefSeq names its product metal transporter CNNM1-like. Gene Ontology annotation, molecular function: transmembrane transporter activity. The transcript has 10 exons. Gene Ontology annotation, cellular component: plasma membrane. Gene Ontology annotation, biological process: transport; magnesium ion homeostasis. NCBI's taxonomy places the organism in Eukaryota, Metazoa, Chordata, Actinopteri, Cichliformes, Cichlidae. The record is from RefSeq and is a predicted model, not a curated record. Bases 19 to 2778 code for a protein of 919 amino acids.